AUGCCCAACUUCAGAGUUCCUCAGCUCCGACUGCUUUCCAGAAGUCUCUAUUCUAAGAACGCCUACGUCGAUGUUCGAUCCGUCGAAGAUAGCGCAGAACAAAUGGAGAAGCAGUAUGCUAAAAUAUCAAAUGAGAUCUUAGCUGAAAUUAUGGACGAGAAUCUGCUCUGUGAGGCAGUAAAUAGCUUCAACACAAAGGUGAAUGCCAUCUGUGAUUUGCUGUUCUGGGAGCCCACUAGAGAUGAUAUUGAGGAUGUCGAAAAGUUCCAACUUCCGACACUUCGAGCACAAUUAGCAAUGCUGAAGAAGAAAUAUGACAAAGCUAAUCAUGCCCGUAAGCAU
Cylicostephanus goldi is the source of this 342-nucleotide messenger RNA. NCBI's taxonomy places the organism in Eukaryota, Metazoa, Nematoda, Chromadorea, Rhabditida, Strongylidae. The record is from the annotation of a GenBank genome assembly.